Musa acuminata AAA Group (dessert banana) is the source of this 1953-nucleotide messenger RNA. Its product is annotated as FCS-Like Zinc finger 8. The transcript is spliced from 3 exons. The coding region runs from base 678 to 1634 and encodes 318 amino acids. The record is from RefSeq and is a predicted model, not a curated record. Lineage: Eukaryota; Viridiplantae; Streptophyta; Magnoliopsida; Zingiberales; Musaceae.
GCCGCUUUGAACGACGCCCAAUCGCUUUGAACGACACCCAAUCUCCUUUCUCUCUCUCUCUCUGAUCUGCUCUUUAAAUUAGUUGCAUUAGCUCCUCUGUCUCUGCGAGCCCAGUCGAAUAGGACGGGGCCGAGUAAUGUGAGUGAGAGACGGAGUGUCCGUGUCUCAGCACAUAAUUGAUAGAAGAGAAGGAAGGAGGAACAAAGGAGCGAUCUUGAUCGGGACUCUGGCGUUGCCGUAUUCGUACGGAGACGCAGGGAGGAGACUUUGGGUUUUCGGUGACGAAUUGCAAGUUUUCCGCAUGAAAGAUGAUAACUUUGUUUGUUUGGCGUUGAUGGAUUGGGAGAAAGAUGAGAUCUUUAAGGUUUAUUUUUGGCUAAUCUCCAACACACACGCACAAGAAAAAAUCUGUCUUUGAGUUUAUUUUUGUACUUCCUUCCCUGCAUCAAUGUCACUUGUCGACAGGGAGAGUGAUUUUUGAUUUGAAGUACAAGAUUUAUUACAAGAGUUUGGAAAGGAAAAAUGGCUCUCCAAGAAGAAUAUAGUUCCGAACAAUGAGAGCACUGUAAAUGAAGCUAAAGGGGGGAGACCUUUGGGGCACUUUCGUUUCUCGUCAAUUGGUUGUUGUUCCUCAGAUGACCAGAUAAUAGCAAUCGAAACAGGAUUGUUGCCUUUCCAUGUUUCUGAGAUCAAAGAUUCAAGAUAUUAUGUUGAGGAAGAGGACCAGAUCAGUCAGCAACAAGCAAGGCCUGAUGUCUGAUACUGCCUCCCUCUUAUCUCCCACCGCUGCGUCCUUCUUCACCUCUCCAAGACCCUUUAGUGGCUUCUCUCAGAAGGGCACUGCAGAACCUGAAGCAGGUGCGAGCCCGACUUCCAUACUGGAAACCAGGCCCUUCUCUGCCAUUAGGAAUCCCUCCUUCUUCGAUGGGAACCCAAAACGAGCCAUCUUGUCAUCAUCUGUCACUCCCACCAUCCCGAACGUGAGCAGACCACUCCCUCAGGAGAAUGGGGACCCAAGAGCCAUCGGACUUGGCCUUCUUGAUGUUCUCAACAAUGAGGACUCGGUUAAGAGCACUUCCAAGCCGGAGAAGAGGAUGGUGGUGUUUGGGUCUCGGCUUAAGAUUCAAAUACCUCCUCCUCCCACUGCUCCUACCCAGUUCAGCUCAAUUUCGACUACAGGCUCUACCGAGUCUCUCCAUUCACCUAUAGAAUUCGGCAUCAAAACUAGGAAUUCAAAGUUGGCUUUGUACUCUCCCCAGAAAUCUCCUCUCCAGACUGGCUAUGUGGGUUUUGAUAUGCUGAAUUCUUCACCUCGGGUUUUCACGGGGUGCCUUCCACAGUCGGAGAUGGAGCUGUCGGAGGACUAUACUCGUGUGAUCUUACAUGGGCCAAACCCCAGGACCACUCAUAUCUAUGAUAACUGCAUCAUAGAGAGCUGCGGUAAUGGAUGGAACGAGAAAGGGGCUUCUCAUGAUCAGCCAGGCUACACGGCAGAUGGUUUCUUGAGCUUCUGCUAUGGCUGCAAGAAGAAAAUUGGCCCGGGGGACGAUAUUUACAUAGGAGAGAAAGCAUUCUGUAGUCACGAAUGUCGCGACCAAGAGAUGUUGAGUAAUGAAGGAAAGGAGGAGCACUGACUAAACAUCUCAGGCUGGAAUCACAAAAAAGUCCUCUAAGCAUACUUACAUGGUUGACUCCUCGGUCGUGAUCGUUUGCUAAAUUGAGCGAGUUAUGAAAGUGGUUGCACGAGCACGAGAAGCGAUUAUUUAUGUACCGCUAGUAUCAUUUUCUUGUUCUUUUCCUUCUCCUUCUUAAAGGAGGAUAAGAUGAUUUUCUGUAGAGUUGAUUUCUUAGAUUGCUGUCGAUCCUCUCUGAUGUAUAAACUUCAUUUUAAUGUUGUAUUUGCACUCUAUGUUAAAGAUGGAAAGAUGUAGUUAAGGAGUUUGCCUGUGGUCA